Anopheles coluzzii is the source of this 2304-nucleotide messenger RNA. RefSeq names its product oocyte zinc finger protein XlCOF28-like. The transcript is spliced from 2 exons. Bases 628 to 2304 code for a protein of 558 amino acids. The record is from RefSeq and is a predicted model, not a curated record. NCBI's taxonomy places the organism in Eukaryota, Metazoa, Arthropoda, Insecta, Diptera, Culicidae.
CGCCUGUAUUUAGAAGGUUGAUUUUUAUCGCUUUUGCUGGGCGACAUUGUGGGAGACAUCUGUCACUCUCUGCAUACAAAUUUCAUUACCCCGCACCAGCCCUCCUCGAUUUUUAUACCGGAGCCCCCGGAAGAGAAAUGUCAAGUCGAGAAAUGUCAUUUUGCUCUGAACAACUUAACCUUGUCAUUUAUAACACCUUGCUUUAGCUGGGCGACAUUGUGGGAGACAUCUGUCACUCUCUGCAUACAAAUUUCAUUAUCUCGCACCAGACCUCCCCGAUUUUUAUACCGGAGCUCCCGGAAUAGUUAUGUCAAGUCGAGAAAUGUCAUUUUGGUCAGAACAACUUCACCUUGUCAUUUUCAAUCGAUUUUCGAAAACACCUUGGUUUUAACCUGCCGAAAACUACCGAUUAAAUUUUGAUACGCCUACCUAAAACCGCCAAAACAAUCUGGCCACACUGCUUGACAGACGCUUCUUUCGCUAAACGUCAAACGGCAAACGUCAAAUGGGAUUGUGUACAAAACAAAGCUAUCGUCCUCGCAAAAAGGUCCACUUUCUGGGAAAAGGGAAAGUAGUUUGUCGCUGCAUUACACCCGAGGAUUGAUUUAAAGAGCGCUUCGCCACGGGAUGGAGGUGGAUGAUACGAACGAGUCGAAACGCAAAAUACCAGCCUACUACUACUUGCAGCCAUCGAAGAAUGGCGACGAAGAAGCGGAGGAGGAACUGUACGAUUCCAACGGGACACACAUCACCUCCGACUACCUGAACGAUAUCGUAGCCGAAACCAUGUCGGACCGGUACACGGUCGUCCAGGACUCCCCCUCCGACAAAUGCCCACACUACAAGUGUAACGAGUGUGAAAAGCUGCUGCCCAACACGGGCCACCUGAUAGCGCACAUGGUGGUGCACACCGGGGAAAAUCCGUACGUAUGCAGCCUCUGCCAGCGUUCGUUCGCCAACUCGACACGGCUCAAGCUGCACCUGAAGGUGCACUGCAUCAAAAAGCUUCACCCCGGGUUGACGGUAACGCGCAUAACGAAAACCGUACCAGCGACCCCCUCCAUACCGAGCACGAACAUGGAGGUGGAUGUGGAUCAAACGUCACCCACGGUAAAGGUGGCCACCUUCCGCUGCAUCGAGUGCGAAGAGAUACUCCCGAAGGACACGCUUUACCGGCACAUGAAGCAGCACCUGCACGAUAAGAACAUUUUCGCCCAAAAGCCGCACCAAUGCAACCGAUGUGGGGAUGCGUUUGCGAAGGCUUCGACACUGGAGAGCCACCAGGAAAGCUGCCAAGCGUCCCCAAUAAAGGUGUCCUCGGAAGUGGAUCUGGUGCCAAUCAACAAGCAGGAGCCUUGUUCGAGUUUAAAGAAGCAGAUCGAAGCGAAUCCCAUCCUGUCGGGGUUGCUGUUACGCGAGCAAAAGGAACCGCCCAUCUCCGUCACGACGAUCGAGCUAGAACAGGCAGAGGAGCAAACUCGCGUUAAGGUGGAAGAAGAUUCCUCCAAGACUGAUGAGCUACACAAUCUGCUUAAAACGGAGCUAGACCAGCUGGAGGAGUUCAACUCCGAGCCAGAACAGCAAAUGGAAGAGUUUCUCCCGGCGACCACCGCAGAGCAGCCGGUCAGUGGCAUAACGAACAGUAGUAGCAGUGGAAUCGGCUUCGUCAUCAGCUCGGUCGCAACUGUGGACCAAAAGUUCCUCGAAGAUCUCGCCCAAAUGGAACUGCAGGCCCGCUCACCCGAGCUGGAGGAGAUUGGGCCGGCCGACGAGCUGCCGGAAAUGUCCGCCACACCCGCGACAGGGCUCGGUAGCUUUGGCAAUCCGCUCACCUCAACGACGUGCACGCUGUGCGGCAAAAGCUUCAGCGAACCGUUUGGUCUCCGCCAGCAUAUGCGCAUAAUGCACGCCGACACGAAACCAUUCAAAUGUCCGGAGUGUCGCAAACGGUUCGCCAAAGAGCAGGCCAUGCUGAUACAUCUGCGCGUGCACAUCAGCAAUCGGCCGUUCAUGUGCAUCGUGUGCUACAAAACGUUCACCCGGGCCACGGCACUGAACGGUCACCUGUCGUCGCAUUCGCACGAUUCGCUCAAAUGCUUCGCCUGCCUGGAGAUGCUGCCGAACGUGCAGAAGUACGCGCAGCACAUCGAGCUGAAUCAUCCCGAGUUUCCGGAGGUGCUGUACCGCAUACGGGCGGAAAAGCCGGAACACGAGCGAACGAAGCUGCUGAGGAGGCUGCUGCUCCAGCACCAAGCAGCUCCAUCGUCCAUCGGCCGUGAAGCGACAUCACAUACCAACCAGUAG